Molecule: messenger RNA, 2823 nt
Organism: Enterobius vermicularis (human pinworm)
Lineage: Eukaryota; Metazoa; Nematoda; Chromadorea; Rhabditida; Oxyuridae
Source: the annotation of a GenBank genome assembly
AUGAUAGAUAGGGGCGAAGACCCCGUGCUGGCGCCGACCGAUGAAUCCUGUGAUAGGCGGACCAGGCUAAAAAAUUUUCACAGGCUUUUUCACAAGGGUGAAUACCUUAUCAGCAAUGGAUUUUUGAUGGUAUUGCAAAAGGUGUUUCGAGCACUCGGUGUAUUCAUUGCUUCAUUUCCAUAUAUUUUCUUAUUAGCUACACUUUUAUUUUCAACGGUAUCUUACGGGGUGAUUUAUGUCAGAUUUGCUCAACGUUUACAGGACGGAUUUACUUCUGCAAAUUCACCGUCUCGUUAUGAAGAAGAAAUUUUUACCCAAUUUACCGGUUCUGAUAAUUCACACACUCAACACUUUGUGGCAUUAAUACGAGCUAUAGAUGGAAGUAGUAUGUUGAGGCUUGAUAAUCUUCAAAGGGCGUUAGAUGUUAAUAAAUUUCUGAGGUAUGAAUUUGCUGUGGAGGUUGACGGUGUUUUGUAUCGACAAGGCAACUUUUGUAAACAGUAUUGUGAAAUGAAUAAGCCUCUUGAUAUAUUGAAGGGAAAAGGAUUGCACGAAAUACUGUAUGGAAACCGGCUGGAGCACGUCGAAAUGAUAUCAUUGAUUUUUUAUGCUGCAGCUCCGAAUGCCAAUGUGACAAAUAUAUUGGCACGCUGGGAGAAUGAGGUUUUUGAAUGGGCAAAAAAUACAUCUCGGGAAUUUCCAGAAUUAACUAUUGAUGUACUUGGUGAUAAAGUUUUGGGAAGAGAAAUGGUCAGAGGUGGUUUAUCUUUGAUACCUCACCUAUGUACAGGCCUUGCAUUAUCUGUCGCUUUUGUUUUGGUUUCUGUUAUAUUUUCAUCAGUACGGUGUAAGCGAGUCGAUCUCGGGAAAAUACUUGUUGUUAUGGGAAUUGUCAUUUCACCCUUGCUUGCUGUUUGUACAACUUUUGGUAUCAUGGGGUUAGCUAAAAUUGAGAUUUAUCCGAUCCAGAUGGUUAUACCGUUUUUGAUUCUUGCCGUCGGGGUUGACGACGCCUUUUUGAUGGUUCAUGCGUGGAAUCGUUUGACACCUGCAUAUGAGCACCUAAGCGGCGAUGAAAAGCUUCGAGCUAUCCCGGCGAUGUUUGGGCGCGUUUUGGAAGAGGUGGGACCAUCGAUCACAAUCACGUCGCUCACAAAUGCAAUGGCUUUUGCUAUCGGUACCACUGUAUCCACUCCGGCUAUACAGUUAUUUUGCAUGGCAGCCACAAUAGCUAUGAUCGUAGACUAUAUUUUCGAAUUGACUUUAUUUGGGGCUCUGCUUUCAUUAGCAGCAAGACUGGAAAGAGUUUGGAAUGAUCCUGUGGCUGAGAAAAAGCCAAUUGGUGAAACAGCGCUCGAGAAGUUGGGUGAGGGAGAAAAAAAUAAAAAAUACAGCCGACUUCUGCGGUGUUACUGCCACUCGCUGACGACAACAUGGGCUCGUCUUAUUUUACUCGCAUUCAUUGCGAGUUUCUUUGUGGCCAGCCUUGUUGGCACAUUGAGAAUUCGAACCUACAUUAAUGCACAGAAGAUUAUUCCCUCCGAUUCGCGACUGCUGAGAGCAGACGCUCUUUGUGAGAAGUAUCAGUGGAAAGAGUAUGAACCUUUAUUUGUUUUUGUCAACAACCCCCCUGAUAUUUCCCAUCCGAAGUUGCUGAGAGAAUUGGAUUUGAUGGUUGAAGACUUUGAGACACUUCCGCAGGCAAUUGGACCAUCUGCAACAAUGUUCUGGGUGAAUGACCUGCGCAAGUUUGUGAAGGCAUUCCAAGAGGAUUCCACUGGUAACGAUUGGCUCACUGCCAUAGCAGGCGACCUUCCGUUAUCAGCUAGUUGGAUUCCAACUUUUCUUACGUGGGCUCCUUUCUGGAAUGCGACGCUCCGGUGGCACUGGGAAGACGAUAACUCAUUGGUAGUGGUGGAUUCGUUCUACUUUGUUACUGGUUAUUGCAAUUCGACAUCUUGGUUGGAUAGGGCAAGUUUAAUGCUGAAAUGGCGUGAGGCAGCAGCUAGGUGGAAGAAAUUUAACGUCACAAUAUAUUCAGAAAACUCACCUGUGUUUGAGGGUAUAUUUGGGCUUAAAGGGACAACAGUUCAAACAGCAACGAUAACUUUAGUGUGUAUGUUGGGUGUCUGCGUACUUUUUGUUCCUUCCGCAGUUGGUGUCGUUACGGCAGGAUGGGCUAUUUGUUCUAUCAGUCUCGGUGUUUUCGGUUUUCUCUCCUGGUGGGGCCUGGAUCUCGAUCCGGUGACAAUGUCAGCAAUCGUAAUGUCAAUUGGUUUUUCGGUAGACUACACCGCUCAUGUAUCAUAUCACUUCCAGAGAGCCCGUUUGACCCUCUCGCCUGAAUCUACAAAAACGGAAUGUCUUAUGUGCACGUUGGAUUCAAUUGGCUGGCCAAUGAUGCAAGCUGCCAUUUCAACUUUAGUCUGCUUUUUGCCUGUUGCUUUUCAUCACGACUAUACUCCAUCUGUAUUUGUUCGUACGAUUACUUUGGUUGUUGGUUGGGGUCUUCUCCAUGGUUUAGUCUUGCUUCCAGCCAUAUUUGCCGCUAUUCCGGAUUGUCUUUUCUUGCGCGACGAAUCAUAUAAUGCAACCUUGUCUUUACCUCCAUCGUGUUGUGGACUUGAAUCUGGAGGCACUUUGCACAAGAACUCAGAAACGUUUAAAAAAACUGAAGAUGCACCAAUGGAAGAGAAAGCAGGACUUCUUCAUUGUGCCAAACCAAUUAAUUCAUUCGGUCAGGAUCUGUCCGAAACAUAUGAAAAACCAUCAUAUCCUGAACAUAAUGUGCAAGUCUUACAAUUAGUAGAAAAAAAAGAGUAA